UUACAGCUGAUUUGAGCUUAUCAAACACUUUACAAGAGCGCUCAAGUUUACUAUUUUGUAUUUAUACAAACAAGAAAUUAAACGCGCUAAUUUUAAGUACACUCAAAAGUAGUCGAUUUGUUGACUUAUCCACGCUUGACGUCCCCACUUACGUAAUGCUUUUAAGUCGCCUGACAACAACAACUCGCCUGAUGUCCAGCAUUGCGUCCAGAUGCCUUCACUCGGAGCGCAAAGUUUCCGUUAAAGGAGCCGGCGAUUUGCAUAUUGUGGAAAGUGGCAGCGGAAAGAGAAGUUUGCUGUUGAUGCCCGGUGCUCUGGGCUCCGCAUGGACGGACUUCAAGCCUCAAAUUGAGCAGCUGCCCAAACUGUUGCCAGAUUAUACGAUCAUUGCGUGGGAUCCGCCCGGCUAUGGAAAAUCGGUGCCGCCACAACGUAAAUUCGAUUUGGAAUUCUUUCGCAAAGAUGCCGAAGCUGCUGUGAAUCUCAUGCGUGCUCUGGACAGACCCCGAUUCUCAAUUCUUGGCUGGAGCGAUGGUGGCAUCACCGCCCUCAUCAUGGCCGGUCGUCAUGCGGACGCCGUGGAAAAGUUGGCAAUUUGGGGUGCGGGCGCCUAUCUGGUCGAGGAUGAGGUGAAGACAAUGCAAUCGAUUCGCGAUGUGGCCAAGUGGUCGCCACGCAUGCGUGAACCCAUGGAAAAACUGUACGGAGUAGAGCGUUUCGCACAGCUCUGGUCGGAGUGGGUCGAUACAUUCUGUGCGUUCCACAAGCAGCGGGCUGGCGAUCUUUGUCGCGCCGAAGUGGAACAGAUUGUGGCACCCACAUUUAUAUUGCAUGGCAAGAAGGAUCCAAUGAUUGCGGCCGAACACAUCCCAUGGCUAAGGCAAAAAUUGGCCAAGGUUACCUAUCAUGAGUUUCCCGACGGGAAACACAAUAUUCAUCUGCGCUAUGCGGAUGAGUUCAACAAACUCGUCGCCGAUUUUUUCAGCGACAAAUAAGAAAAUGAAUUUUUAAAUUUUUGUAUAAAAUUUAAUUUUAUUUAUUUGCUGGCUGCUUAUUUGAUGUGGGCACGAAUGGUGGGCACAUAGUCAUCAUAUUGCGCUUGGAAGAAGUUGCCGGCGACGGGCACGCCAAAGUUGUACUUGGCCACAUAGUCGCGGAUCUUGACGUUGAGGCGACCCUCCAAUGUACUACAAAAAAAAUAAAAUGUUUAAAAACACAA
Messenger RNA from Drosophila grimshawi, 1219 nucleotides. RefSeq names its product valacyclovir hydrolase. The transcript has a single exon. The record is from RefSeq and is a predicted model, not a curated record. Lineage: Eukaryota; Metazoa; Arthropoda; Insecta; Diptera; Drosophilidae. The coding region runs from base 156 to 995 and encodes 279 amino acids.